CAGGCUAUAAGACGGCCUGGGCCGCGCGGCCAGCUCCGAGCAUCCCGGGCCGGGCGCGGAGGGCGAGCAGGCGAGCAGGGCCACGAUGUGCGGAAUCUUCGCCUACAUGAACUACAGGGUUCCUCGCACAAGAAAGGAGAUAUUUGAAACUCUCAUUAGAGGUCUGCAGCGGCUAGAGUACCGAGGCUAUGACUCGGCAGGUUUGGCCAUCGACGGGAAUAACAGUGAAGACAAAGAAAGGUACAUCCAGCUCAUCAAGAAAACUGGCAACGUCAAGGCACUAGAUGAGGAACUGUACAAACAAGAUAGCUUAGACUUAAAGGUCGAGUUUGAGACCCAUUUUGGCAUCGCUCACACGCGCUGGGCCACCCAUGGGAUUCCCAAUGCUGUUAACAGCCACCCACAACGUUCAGACAAAGGCAAUGAAUUUGUUGUCAUCCACAAUGGCAUCAUCACAAAUUACAAAGACCUGAGGAAAUUUCUGGAAAGCAAAGGCUACGAAUUUGAGUCAGAAACAGACACGGAGACCAUUGCCAAGCUGAUCAAAUAUGUGUUCGACAACAGAGAAACUGAAGACAUUUCCUUCUCAACCCUAGUGGAGCGGGUCAUUCAGCAGCUGGAGGGUGCCUUUGCCUUGGUUUUCAAGAGUGUUCACUAUCGAGCGGAAGCCGUAGCCACCAGGAGAGGCAGCCCCCUGCUCAUCGGAGUGCGCAGCAAAUACAAACUCUCCACGGAACAGAUUCCCAUUCUGUACCAGACCUGCAAUAUCGAGAAUGUGAAGAAUAUCUGCAAGACCAGGAUGAAAAGGCUGGACAGCUCCACAUGCCUGCAUGCUGUGGGGGACAAGGCUGUGGAAUUCUUCUUUGCUUCUGAUGCCAGCGCCAUCAUUGAACACACGAACCGGGUGGUCUUCUUGGAGGACGAUGACAUCGCGGCGGUGGCUGAUGGGAAACUCUCCAUCCACCGUGUGAAGCGCCUGGCUAGCGACGAUCCUUCUCGGGCUAUCCAGACCUUGCAGAUGGAACUCCAGCAGAUCAUGAAAGGCAACUUCAGUGCCUUCAUGCAGAAGGAGAUCUUCGAACAGCCCGAAUCCGUUUUCAACACCAUGAGAGGUCGAGUGAACUUUGAAACCAACACAGUGCUCUUGGGUGGCUUGAAGGAUCAUUUAAAGGAGAUUCGACGAUGCCGGAGACUCAUCGUGAUCGGCUGUGGGACCAGCUACCAUGCCGCAGUGGCUACUCGGCAAGUCUUGGAGGAACUGACCGAGCUGCCAGUGAUGGUUGAACUUGCUAGUGACUUUCUAGACAGAAACACGCCCGUGUUCAGGGAUGAUGUGUGCUUUUUCAUAAGCCAAUCAGGUGAGACUGCAGACACUCUCCUGGCCCUGCGCUACUGUAAGGACCGUGGGGCCCUCACCGUGGGUGUUACCAAUACAGUGGGCAGCUCCAUCUCUCGAGAGACUGACUGCGGCGUCCACAUCAAUGCAGGGCCUGAAGUGGGCGUGGCCAGCACCAAGGCCUAUACGAGUCAGUUCAUCUCUCUCGUGAUGUUCGGGCUGAUGAUGUCUGAAGAUCGGAUUUCACUACAAAGUAGAAGGCAGGAGAUCAUCCAGGGGCUGAAAUCUUUACCUGAGCUGAUCAAGGAAGUACUGGCGCUGGAUGAAAAGAUCCAUGACCUGGCCCUGGAGCUGUACACGCAGAGAUCACUUCUGGUCAUGGGCCGUGGCUACAAUUAUGCCACAUGCCUAGAGGGAGCCCUGAAAAUCAAAGAGAUCACCUACAUGCACUCAGAAGGAAUCUUGGCUGGCGAACUGAAGCAUGGGCCACUGGCUCUCAUCGACAGGCAGAUGCCUGUGAUAAUGGUGAUCAUGAAGGACCCCUGCUUUGCCAAGUGCCAGAAUGCCCUGCAGCAGAUUACGGCCCGUCAGGGGCGCCCAAUUAUACUGUGCUCUCGCGAUGACACGGAAAGUUCCAAGUUUGCCUACAAGACCAUCGAGCUGCCACAUACCGUGGACUGCCUGCAAGGCAUCCUGAGUGUAAUCCCGCUGCAGCUUCUCUCCUUUCACCUGGCCGUCCUCCGGGGCUAUGAUGUUGACUUCCCCCGGAAUCUGGCCAAGUCUGUUACGGUGGAAUGAAAACAGCAGGUUGCCUUUGGACCUGCUCAGGCCUCCUCACGGGAAUUUCCAAGCAGAGAGCCCGGCCUUCUGCCUUCUCUGAGCAAUCAGAGCUGAGCUUUGCCUUCCAGCCGCCAUGUGCCUUACAGCCAAGUGCUUUGCUUUACAGAAGAACCUGUUUCUCCCAAGUGCACAAAGGAGAAAGGGGAUUAUUGUUUACACAGGGGACCAGAACUGAUUUAUUCUGUGUUUUUCCCCCCUUUCUUCCCACUGCCAUAUAAUAGGGAAAACCAACACAGCCCUCUUUGGCACAACCAAAGAGGAUUUUGGUUUUGGUUUUUGAGCCACAGUCAAUGAUGCUCAGAAUUUACUCCUGGCUCUGCACUCAAUGAUUCCUGGCAUUGCUCAGGAAAGCCUAUGUGGUACUGGGAAUGUGCCAGGCAAGCAUCUUACCUCCUGUACUCUCUCCUCAGCUCCUGUGAAACUUUCUGGAAACCAACAUGAGCUAGCUCUGAAAGACAAAAUAUUUAUAAGGACAAUUGUAUAGCCUUUAAGUUAUUUUUCUAUUUUUGAGUUUCUGUGGCCAAGACAAUGCCCAGAAUA
Molecule: messenger RNA, 2716 nt
Organism: Suncus etruscus (white-toothed pygmy shrew)
Lineage: Eukaryota; Metazoa; Chordata; Mammalia; Eulipotyphla; Soricidae
Gene: GFPT2
Product: glutamine-fructose-6-phosphate transaminase 2
Exons: 19
Coding region: 86-2134 (682 amino acids)
Biological process (GO): UDP-N-acetylglucosamine metabolic process; protein N-linked glycosylation; carbohydrate derivative biosynthetic process
Molecular function (GO): carbohydrate derivative binding; L-glutamine:D-fructose-6-phosphate transaminase (isomerizing) activity
Source: RefSeq, a predicted model, not a curated record